GUUUUAAUGUGACAUCUUGUGGUUUGUAUAUUUCAGGUUGGCCCUUCAGUGUAAACUCAGUGGUCUGAUUCAGAGGACGUCUGUCUGCGCUUCAGUCUUCACAUUAGUGGCCAUUGCUGUGGACAGGCAGAGCAUUCAACAUGUUCCAGUAGUCAAAGUUCAAACCAAAACCCAAAAGUCAGCCUCCGGAGAUUAAAAGCACAGCUUUACCUGUCACCUGUAGAACAAACCGUGAAGAUCAAUGCAAUGUUCAAUGUCAAUGUAAAGUUAGUAAGUAAGUAAGGUGUUAUAUCUCAUACGGGUUUAUGAAGUGCUGAGGCCAUAUGUUGGACAAAGGCAUGCAUGGAAAGAAGAUACAGGAUGUGUGAGGAACCCUGUGGCCCUCACCAGCCACACUAUGAAAGGCCCAGAGACCAAGUGGCAACAUCUCCAAACUUGUCAGCACAAGCAGGUCGACAACGUAGUCCUGCCCUCUGCGCUCGAUCACAAGAUCAACAAGGACGAGACUGUUUUUCCUCCGGCACCACAUCGACCUGUCAGACCGAAGGAGAAAAAUCGAACAGCGAGAACGCACAGGACCUGCGCAGGUGUCUGAAACAAUCUCAAAUCCUCAUCAGAACACAUCUUUACUCUCAGCCAUGACUCUUUUUGGGGUUUCUACAGUCGGGUACGUUGGCACCCUGCUGCUGCUGCUGUUGUCCUCCUGGACUGGUUGUAGUCCUCUUCCAUCUCCUGAAGAGCAACGCUCCAUGGCGGUCGAUGUCGAGGAGACCCUUCUUCUAAAGCCAGAUGAAAACGUGGCCAUGCAGAAGAUUCUUGGGCAAUUUCUCAACAUGAUAAACUUAACAGAGCAGGGACCCAAGCAGAGGCCACGAGACACUCGCGUCGAGCCUCCCGAGUACAUGCUUGAGCUUUACAAGCGCUUCGCCACUGACCGUUCUGCCAUGCCCUCAGCCAACAUUGUGCGCAGUUUCAAGAAUGAAGAUCACUCCACACAUCAUGUGACACAUAAGAGUUUGCGGACGCACCAUCUUCUGUUUAACAUCUCCGUCCCGCGACACGAGCGCGUCGUCACAGCAGAGCUGCGCCUUUACGCACUUCUCAAGCGAGACACGAGCCAUCAUAUCAGCACGGGGUGGAAGGUGACCGUGUUUGAAAUGCAGAGAGGUGCCCAAUGCUGGAAUGCCGAGGAUGUCAAUGUCAGGGCAGGUGAGGGAGAUCCGUGUGGAAUGCAAGAGUUGGCAACGAAGCACGUGAACCGUAAGGACAGUGGCUGGGAAGUCUUGGAUUUGACAAACGCCAUUCAGAACUGGAAAAGGUCACAAAGUCUGACCCUGAGGUUGGAGGUUCAUAUUGAAAAUCUCAAUCGUGACAAUACGGCAAUACCUCCGAGAAAUCCGAACGGCCUGCGAUUCGUAGACCUGGACAUUGACAGGAAUCCCAAUGGAAAACACGAGCCGGCGCUGAUCGUCUUCUCAGACGAUCAAAGAGAAGAGCAUUGGGAUGGUCGUGGACGACGCGAGCGAGAGGAGAACGAGCUGCCGGGCAUCAGUGGACACUGGACGGACGAGGAUGAAGAGCAGGAUGAGACCUUGUUAAUGCAGAUGCGCUCAAACGUGAUCUACGACGUCGGCCCGCGUGUCCGUCGCAGCGCUAAAGUGGAAGACUGCAGAAGGACUGAGAUGUAUGUCAAUUUUAAGGACAUCGGCUGGGAUAACUGGAUCGUGGCCCCAGCCGGUUAUCAAGCGUACACCUGCCGAGGUGCAUGCAGUUAUCCGCUCUAUGCGGAUGUGACACCUACCGAGCACGCGAAAAUCCAAGUGCUGCUUAAUCUGAAGAGUCCCAAAAAAGCCUCGAAACCCUGCUGUGUUCCUACUAAAUUAGACCCCAUCGCACUUCUGUAUGAAAAUAAUCAGGGCGUUGUGGUUUUACAACAUAAAUAUGAGGGGAUGGUGGUCGCAGAAUGUGGAUGUAGAUAGCCUAACUGAAUGAAACGGAAGGAUGUGACCUCAAAAACGUCUUUCAGUUCAUUUACCACAAUAAGAAAAGAUUGCUGGUGACUUACAAAUCAGACCCAGAGUCAGAUCAGAUACUGAAGGGGAUGAUGGAACGACAGGGGCCGUGCUUCAUGUACAUUUAUUCUUUCCCUUGCCCUAUUAUAGUUUGACAUGUUGCAAUAUAAAACACAACAGCAUGUUUGGGUGUGAAAUCUUUUGUCCUUUAUUAUUUUUAUUAUUGUGUUUGCUUGACUUCAUCAUGAGUUUGUCUGGAUGUGUAUGUUUAGUUAUUAUCAGACACCUGUUAAACUGUAUAUACAGUGAACGGUGUUCCCACAAAAUGUUUUGACCAAUGAGUUUCCAUAUGGCAUGGAAUGAUGACUCGAUUAGGUUACUUUGUAAUUAUCUUAUAGAUUGCACUUACAACGAUCGAUUUCUAGCCAAUUAAACAUUUUCGAUCUGAGCACAAU
Misgurnus anguillicaudatus (oriental weatherfish) is the source of this 2467-nucleotide messenger RNA. RefSeq names its product bone morphogenetic protein 10-like. Gene Ontology annotation, biological process: BMP signaling pathway. Gene Ontology annotation, molecular function: growth factor activity; cytokine activity. The record is from RefSeq and is a predicted model, not a curated record. Lineage: Eukaryota; Metazoa; Chordata; Actinopteri; Cypriniformes; Cobitidae. Gene Ontology annotation, cellular component: extracellular region.